GAAGAGACCAGGUAGAGUUAGUUGGAAAGCGGUUACGUAAAUUAAAAUUUGAUCAUAUCUACUCCAGUGAUUUAUCCCGGGCAAAGAAGACGGCAGAAGCCAUCGCUAAACAUCAUCCGGACACACCAUUCACUGUAGAUAUUCGACUUAGAGAAAGGGUAAAUAUUUUCACUUAA
Messenger RNA from Dentiscutata erythropus, 176 nucleotides. The record is from the annotation of a GenBank genome assembly. Lineage: Eukaryota; Fungi; Glomeromycota; Glomeromycetes; Diversisporales; Gigasporaceae.